AUGGUUUCCAACGUAACCAGGAGUCCUCAGCUCAAAUUAUCUCAUCUAUUGUCGUCAAUACCAGUAUUCUCCUUUAUUGAAGAGCUUGUCAACCUCCCACAGCCAAAUGAAUCCAACUUGGUACCACUUCUGCAGCAUGAGCUAUUCAAAAUCAAUAAAGUAUUGGAUGACAUUGAUUUGUAUCUCAACGACUUGAUCAUCGUAUUCAACAACAUAAAAGAGGUAUCUGGACAUGCUACGAAUGUACUAGAUUGGUUCCAUGAAGGUAAGAAAGAGCUACAGAGCUUGUUUCAGGACGUGGACAGUGUUGAUUCGAUAAUAUCACGACUUUUAUCAGCAAUAGAAACCGCCGAUACUUCAACCCACAUAAGCCAGAGUUUGAUUAAAAAAUUUGAAGAAGUCAGUGAUGUGUUAUUGGAUGUUAAGAAGUCACUGAUUGUCUUGAAAAGAACUUUGGAUAUCUCAAAUAAUUACCGGGACUUACUCGAGUCAGUUAUUAAGUCAUUAACAACUGAAAUUGAAAUGUGUACCAAAGUGGUUAUAAAAAUGAGCGACUGCAAGUUGUCAAGUCCCAAAAGAGUGUUGCCCCAAUUCAAUUUGAAUGAUAUUAUUUCCAAGAUGAAGAUUAAUGAAUUCACCACCUCAUCGGUGUCCGUAAAGUCGAUAAAACUCCCAACUUUUAGUGAUCUGGAUCAAGAAGUUUACAACGAGUUUGUGGCAGUGGAACAGAAGAUCCUUCCAUUGCGUAUUUCACUUGAUAUCGUUACUGCAAAAAUUGAAGAAUUCAACUCUCUUUGUCUGCAGGACUCGUACAAGGUUCCAAGAGAACAGGUGCUCUUGAAUUACGAGUCAAUGUUGGACAAGUGGAAAUAUUUGGAUGCGCAAUUCAAAAUCUUUAAACAGGAUAAUAUCGACAGUAAAUGGAAUGACAUUUUCAAGUACUUAAUUCAUGAAAUCGACCAGGAGUGCGACGAAUUGAUUGACGUUUUGGCAUUUUCCGAUACAGCCAGUACAGGUGAUAAUUCCACAAUUACUGAGGACAUCGGAUCAAGGUACAAAGUAUGCUCCAACUCGAUAAACUUGAUUGAAAGUGCCAUUGUAGAAAGAUUAAUCACAGAUACAGAAGUUCCCCUGACGUAUAACAAAAGUUUGCACCCCAAGUGGAUGGAGGUGAAUGAUUUGAUCUUGAGAGCUAAAGCCGAUCUGCAUACGCAUAAUUUAAGACUCAAGCAACAGCGGGAGCGGUCUUUGAGAAUUCAUGGUUUACGUCAAUUUCGCACCACUUCCAAGAACUCUCAUCAAGAUGAAUUCGAGCGUCCAAUGAGUAACGGGAAAGGAAUUGAUUUUAAUGUGGAUGUGGAGUCUGUCACCAUGCCCUUGAGUAUAUCAAAAAAGGAUCGAGUAAAGGAUGUUUUCAAUGGCGAGAACCCCAAGGGGAAGAAUUUGAAAGACUCUCUUGUCCAGGUUUUCGAGGACAUGAAUAUUAAAGAGAGAGAGGACGAAGAGGAGACAUUGGUCAAGACUCCUGUACUCAAGGGCCCGUUGGAAUCACAACCAAGGCAAAAGGCUGUUUCAUUCGAUUUCGACAGUUAUAUAAACAACAUUAUAAACUCAAGCACACGCCCAGCAUCCAAACUACCACGCAUUGUUUCGAAUUAUAUUCAGUUGGGGUACCCCAAAUUCUCUAAGAGGGGAGGCUUUACAAAAAUUCCAGAAAUCGAUGUUACUCACCCUGUUUUCCAGUCUCCAUACAGAACAAGUCGUUCCCAAAACGGUACACUACCCGCUGGCGGCAUUGAAGUUUCACCUCCUCCUCCUGCACAUCAUGACUUUGCCGAUCCAUUUUAUGUCGCUCGGUCACGUGCUAGCUCAAAUGCAACUGUCAUUGGUAGACCAAAUUCUCUACUAAAUGAGACCACGAUUCCAAAUCUUACUUAUUCUCGGAGAUUGAGCUAUAAUUGUACAUCUCCAGAACGUCCAUUAUCAUCAUUGGGAUCUCGAUAUGAUGAAGAGAAUUUGCUAAAGUCGCUUCAUGAGAAUAGACCCAUUUGGAAGUGA
Messenger RNA from Lodderomyces theae, 2058 nucleotides. It is a transcript of the gene KAR9, whose product is annotated as Kar9p. Gene Ontology annotation, biological process: mitotic spindle orientation checkpoint signaling; nuclear migration along microtubule; establishment of spindle localization. Gene Ontology annotation, cellular component: cell cortex; mating projection tip; spindle pole body. The coding region runs from base 1 to 2058 and encodes 685 amino acids. Lineage: Eukaryota; Fungi; Ascomycota; Pichiomycetes; Serinales; Debaryomycetaceae. The record is from RefSeq and is a predicted model, not a curated record. The transcript has a single exon.